UACUCCUGUCACCAUUUCUCUUUUUCUUCUUAUAGAUAAUGAUUUAACUGACGGUGUUUCCAGUUUAGCUUUGGCCACCAAGAAGCUCAAAACCAAAUUCUUGGCUUAGGCAAAGCAACUGCGUCAAACUUCCAAAUAGCAAGAACGAGAGCAUGUAUGGAGCGAGAACAUAUCCAGAUGCCAUAUGUUCUUUAAACGGAUCAUCUGUUGAUCCUUGGUGGCAGCUCUGUGGGGAAGGCAAGUGAAGCUGAAGCUGAGCCAGUUGCUCCAGAAUGAACCGCAGCUCUGGAAAGGGGAAGUAGAAGCCCAGCUGGUUCUGCCAUGGCCUGCGAACCACAGAUGGACCCCGGUGGGCUGGCUGGCCCUUUGCCCACCUCCUCCGCUGGCUGGAAUGCCCUGCCUGGGGGGAGCCCUCCUGGCUGGGGACAAGAACUCCACAAUGGCCAGGUCCUCACAGUUCUCCGGAUCGACAAUACCUGUGCACCCAUCUCCUUCGACCUAGGAGCUGCAGAAGAACAACUCCAGACCUGGGGCAUUCAGGUCCCGGUUGACCAGUAUCGGAGCUUGGCUGAGAGUGCCCUGCUGGAGCCUCAAGUGAGAAGAUACAUCAUCUACAACUCCAGGCCCGUGCGGCUGGCCUUCGCUGUGGUUUUCUACGUGGUGGUGUGGGCCAACAUCUAUUCCACCAGCCAGAUGUUUGCCCUGGGCAGCCACUGGGCGGGCGUGCUGCUCGUGACCCUGGCCGCGGUGAGCCUGACCCUGACCCUCGUGCUGGUCUUUGAGAGACACCAGAGGAAGGCCAACACCAACACAGACCUAAGGCUGGCAGCUGCCAACGGAGCCCUUCUGAGACACCGGGUGCUGCUGGGAGUGACAGACACGGUGGAAGGAUGCCAAAGUGUGAUCCAGCUCUGGUUUGUCUACUUCGACCUAGAGAGCUGUGUGCAGUUUUUAACUGACCAUGUUCGAGAAAUGAAGAUUAGCCAAGAGUCCUUGCUGAGAAGCAGAUUAAGCCAGUUGUGUGUUGUCAUGGAGACUGGGGUGAGCCCAGCUGCACCAGCAGAGGAGCCUGACAACCUGGAAGAGACGCCUCUCCUGCCCAGCAGUCCUGACCCCAGUGAGAGACCACUCAUGCAAACUGAGCUUUACCAGCUCGUUCCUGAGGCUGAGCCAGAGGAAAUGGCCCGGCAGUUGGUGGCAGUGUUUGGCGGCUACUACAUCCGGCUCCUUGUGACAUCCCAGCUCCCCCAGGCAAUGGGAACACGACACACGGACUCUCCGAUGGUCCCAUGCCCCUGCCAGCUCAUAGAAGCCCACAUCCUGGGCACAGAGUGCUGCCCUUUCUUGGCCAGGUGACUAGAGAUGAAGUUGUUCAUCUUCCUCCGGAGUCCAGGAUGGCUGAUGGAGAACCCUAGGUGGGGAGAGAAGCAUCCAGGGCACUCCAAAGGGUGUCAGUCAUGUCAGCAAGAGGACUGUCAUGCUCACUCCAGAGCCCUGCACAAAAUUGCCUUGUCGACAUCUUGUACUGACCCUGGGCUUCACAGAAGCUCCUGGCUGUGGAGCUGCUCUUAUCCCAAGCCAGUGUCAGUGCUGCUUAGACUCAUGGACACGGAU
Messenger RNA from Tupaia belangeri chinensis (Chinese tree shrew), 1614 nucleotides. It is a transcript of the gene TMEM268, whose product is annotated as transmembrane protein 268. Bases 322 to 1356 code for a protein of 344 amino acids. The transcript has 9 exons. NCBI's taxonomy places the organism in Eukaryota, Metazoa, Chordata, Mammalia, Scandentia, Tupaiidae. The record is from RefSeq and is a predicted model, not a curated record.